GCAGGAGGCGCAGAAGGAAGAUGGACCCGGCGCCCUCGCUGGGCGGCAGCAGCCUCAAGGAUGUCAAGUGGAGCCCCGUGGCCGUGCCGCUCGACCUGCUGGUCAGCACUUACCGGCUGCCCCAGAUCGCGCGGCUGGACAGCGGAGAGUGCAUAGAGGGGCUUCGAGAGAAUGACUACCUUCUGAUUCAUUCCUGCCGGCAGUGGACAACCAUCACUGCUCACAGCUUGGAGGAGGGGCACUAUGUCAUUGGGCCAAAGAUAGAGAUUCCGGUACAUUAUGCAGGGCAAUUCAAGCUGCUGGAACAAGACCGAGAUAUAAAGGAGCCAGUGCAAUAUUUCAACAGUGUGGAGGAGGUGGCUAAAGCAUUUCCUGAACGAGUGUACGUCAUGGAGGAAAUAACAUUCAACGUGAAGGUUGCUUCUGGGGAGUGCAAUGAAGACACCGAAGUUUACAACAUCACCCUGUGUACCGGGGAUGAGCUCACUCUAAUGGGGCAGGCCGAGAUCCUUUAUGCAAAGACUUUUAAGGAGAAGUCACGCUUCAAUACAAUCUUCAAAAAGAUCGGAAAGCUCAACUCCAUCAGCAAGCUGGGGAAAGGCAAGAUGCCCUGCCUCAUCUGCAUGAACCACCGGACCAAUGAAAGCAUUAGCCUUCCCUUCCAGUGUAAGGGCAGGUUCAGCACCCGGAGCCCCUUGGAACUUCAGAUGCAGGAGGGCGAGCACACUAUCCGCAACAUCGUGGAGAAAACCAGACUGCCGGUGAAUGUGACGGUGCCCAGCCCUCCGCCCAGGAACCCCUAUGACCUCCACUUUAUCCGCGAGGGACACCGCUAUAAGUUUGUCAACAUCCAGACCAAGACUGUGGUGGUGUGUUGUGUGCUGCGGAACAACAAGAUUCUCCCCAUGCACUUCCCUCUGCAUUUGACUGUCCCCAAGUUUAGCCUUCCAGAACACUUGGUGAAGGGGGAAGUGUGGCCCGAAAGCCUGCUUCAUCACUGGGUGGGCAUUUGCCAAGAGCAGUUUGAUAUCGAUGAGUAUUCCAGGGCUGUCCGGGACGUGAAAACUGACUGGAAUGAGGACUGCAAGAGCCCCAAAAAGGGCCGGUGUUCGGGGCACAACCAUGUGCCCAACUCCCUUAGCUAUGCCCGCGAUGAGCUCACCCAGUCCUUUCACCGGCUCUCGGUCUGUGUGUAUGGCAACAACCUCCAUGGCAACAGCGAGGUCAAUCUCCACGGUUGCAGGGACCUGGGUGGAGAGUGGGCCCCCUUCCCUCAUGACAUCCUGCCCUAUCAAGACUCAGGCGACAGUAGCAGCGACUACCUUUUCCCAGAAGCUGGUGAAGAGUCAGCGGGCAUCCCCAGCAAGUCAGAACUUCCUUAUGAAGAACUGUGGCUAGAGGAAGGCAAACUCAGCCAUCAGCCUCUCACGCGCUCCCUGAGUGAGAAGAGCAGGUGCGAUCAGUUCAGAGGUUCCCUCCGGUCCAAAGGUGCCACGUCUCCUCUUCCUGUGCCCACAAGUCUGGGAGCAACAGUGAAGUCUUCAGAGAUCACCCUACCUCCACCUCCAGUGCCUCCCAAAUCUGAAGCCGUCAGGGAAGAAUGCCGGCUCCUGAACGCCCCGCCUGUUCCACCCCGAAGCGCAAAGCCUUUGUCCACCAGCCCCUCCGUCCCUCCCCGCACAGCCAAGCCAGCACGACAGCAGACUCGUUCGCCCAGCCCCACCUUGUCCUACUAUUCUUCAGGGCUCCACGACAUCAGCGCCCCGAAAAGCGAGCCGAGCCCUUCGGAAGGCAGCCCGGUGUCCUGCUACCCGUGUCCUCGGGUGAAGGCCGAGGCCGGAGACCCCCAGUCGCCCCUGGGCAGCCCCUGCGCCGAGGCGCUGUCCUCCCGGCUCUCGUGGCCCGGCCAUUCCCGGGGCGCCUCGGACGCCCAGACCCGCAGCGAGUUCCUGCAGGAGCCAAGCCGGAGCUACAGCUACCCGAGACACAAGGCCCCGGGCACCCCCAAGAGGAACUGCCCCCCGCCCUGCGAGCUCGACGGCUGGGGGCCCCCCGCCAGGCCCCCCAGCCCCGACCCUGCAGAAGACGCCGGCAGCGGCAUCAUCUCCAGCUGCCCCAAGUCCGCCAGCUACUCCCUGGAGAGCACCGAGGAGAAGCUGGGCGUGGGCCCCCCCAAGCAAAGCCUCUCCUGCCCUGCCUUGCCCCCCAGGGCCCCGAGGCCGGUGGAAGACAGAGCCACGCCCGACAGCACGCCCCUGCCGCUGAGGAUCGACGGCGCCGAGGAAGACCCCAAGCCCGGCUCCCCCGACCUCUCGGAGGACCAGUACCUGGGGCCCAAGGGCAUGCAGGACCUCUUCUCCGUCCCGUACCCCUUCUCGUCGCCCCUCCAUCUGCAGCUGGCUCCGCGCUCCUGCGGCGAUGGCUCGCCCUGGCAGCCCCCGGCGGACCUGUCAGGACUGUCCUUGGAAGAGGUGUCCAAGUCCCUGCGCUUCAUCGGCCUGUCGGAAGAUGUCAUCUCCUUCUUUGUGACCGAGAAGAUCGACGGGAAUCUGCUGGUUCAACUCACGGAAGAAAUCCUCUCCGAGGAUUUCAAGCUGAGCAAACUACAGGUGAAAAAAAUUAUGCAAUUCAUCCAUGGCUGGAGGCCCAAAAUAUAGCCCAGCAUAUAGCUAGCUAGCAUCGGACAAGAAUGAGCAAUUUGGAUGCUAGGAGGAGGGCUGGGACUGGGACGCGGAAUCAUGUU
Suncus etruscus (white-toothed pygmy shrew) is the source of this 2743-nucleotide messenger RNA. It is a transcript of the gene GAREM1, whose product is annotated as GRB2 associated regulator of MAPK1 subtype 1. The record is from RefSeq and is a predicted model, not a curated record. Gene Ontology annotation, molecular function: proline-rich region binding. The coding region runs from base 21 to 2657 and encodes 878 amino acids. The transcript is spliced from 6 exons. Gene Ontology annotation, biological process: epidermal growth factor receptor signaling pathway; cellular response to epidermal growth factor stimulus. Lineage: Eukaryota; Metazoa; Chordata; Mammalia; Eulipotyphla; Soricidae.